AUGCCAAGAAAGAAGUCUGCAACCAAAAUUGCUAAAGAGAAGCAAGAAGCGGAAAUUGCCAAAAGAAUUGCCGAAAAUGAAGCAUCAGAAAACCCACUUCCUUUAGAUAUCGAAGAACUGAAAAAGGAACUAAGAGAAGCAGAAGAAGGAGAAAGCGAAGAGUCUGAGGAAGAGGACGAUUAUGGCGAGUUGCUUACAGAGGAUGUCGAAAGUGGCCUUAAUGAGGUUUUAAAAGCUAUUAAAACAGGUGAUCAAAGAUUAUUUGAUUCUAAUGUUAAGUUUUUCAAUGAUGAUGCUCAGGUUACCACAAAAGAUAAAGAGUCUAAACCCAUUUAUUUGAAAGAUUAUCAACGUGAGGCUUUACUUGCAGGAAAAGAAGAGUUUGACUCUGUCGAUGGUGAUAAACCGUAUACUCAGUUACAAAAGGAAGAUAAAGAAAAUCUUAUUAGAGAAAUUCAUAAUCAAUUGGGAGAUGAUGAAGAUGACGAAGACAACGAUGAUGAUUUUUUAAUUAAAAAAGACCCUAAACCGGAAGCUCGGGAAAAGCAGGCCAAGAAAGUAGAACUACCAAAUCCAGAAGAAGUAGGGGGUGAGAAAUUUCUUGAAGCCUUUAUGGAGAACCAUGCGUGGUUACCUAAUAAAGGUACUGAAGUAACUAUGGAUAACGAGGACGAUGACGAGUUUGAUGAAGCAGCCGAAACUUUUGAAAAUGCAUAUAACCAUCGUUAUGAAGACCCCAAUGCCAAUGAAAUUAUUAGUUAUGCCAGAUCUCAGGCAACCAUGAGACGUGAAAAGAUGAACAGCAGAAAAAGAGAGAGAUUAAGAAAACAAGAAGAGAUGCAGAAGGAAAAGCAAGAAAUCAAUGAACAACUAAAGAAAAAGAAACAAAAGAAAGCUAAUUUAGUUGCUGAUAGAAUGAAAGAAAUCAAAGAAGCUGUAGGCGAUCAAGUAAGUGAAGAGAAAAUUAUCAAAGUAUUUGGUGAAUCGUUAAUGAACGAAGAUUUCAAUGAUGAAGAAUGGGAUUCAAAGAUGGCUCAAAUAUUUGACGAUGAAUACUACGAAAAUGAAGACAAUAACAUUGCCAAGCCAGAAUGGGAUGAUGAUGUAAUGGGAGAGAUCGGUAAUGAUUUAAAGGUUUCAAAAGAAGGAGAUGACGAGGAAGAAGAAGAAGAAGGAGAUGACGAGGAGGAAGAAGAAGAAGAUGAUGAUGAUGAGUUUGGAAAAGAAAAGGGUGGAAAACCAUCUAAAAGUCAAAAGAAGGAAGAAAAAUAUAACAAAAAGCAGGAAAAGAAUAAAAUAAAAGAACUUGCUGAGCGUUUAGUUGAAUCGAAAACUUUAGAUAUUUUAGACGAAGUUCAAGAAGAACGAGGAGCAGGAAAAGGGAAGAGCGAAUAUACAUUCAAAUAUAGAGAAGUAUCACCUGAAAGCUUUGGAUUAACAUAUAAUGAGAUAUUCAAAGCUGACGACAAGUCACUCAAUGAAUUUAUUGGUUUGAAAAAACUAGCCCCUUACAGACCACAGGAGAAGGUGGUUAAAGACAAAAGAAAAGUCACAAAAAGUAAGCAUAUUAAAGAAUGGAGAAAAAAAACCUUUGGUGAUGAAAAAGGUGUUUCUGAAGAUGCCGAUUUAGACAUUAAAAUUCCCUCCAUUGUCUUUGACGUUAACACAACUCGUGGCGAGGGUCCUAAACGUAAGAAGAGGAAGACCUCAAAAAGAAGAAAAGGCUUAUAG
This is a messenger RNA of Pichia kudriavzevii, 1731 nucleotides long. RefSeq lists its product as uncharacterized. Gene Ontology annotation, cellular component: nucleolus; 90S preribosome. The record is from RefSeq and is a predicted model, not a curated record. The transcript has a single exon. NCBI's taxonomy places the organism in Eukaryota, Fungi, Ascomycota, Pichiomycetes, Pichiales, Pichiaceae. Bases 1 to 1731 code for a protein of 576 amino acids. Gene Ontology annotation, biological process: endonucleolytic cleavage in ITS1 to separate SSU-rRNA from 5.8S rRNA and LSU-rRNA from tricistronic rRNA transcript (SSU-rRNA, 5.8S rRNA, LSU-rRNA).